Messenger RNA from Didymodactylos carnosus, 450 nucleotides. NCBI's taxonomy places the organism in Eukaryota, Metazoa, Rotifera, Eurotatoria, Philodinida, Philodinidae. The record is from the annotation of a GenBank genome assembly.
GAAGUAGACGGGUAACACCUAUGAUAUUUUUAUCAUCAUUAAUAUUAAUUAUUACUGUUUCACCACGGUGAGUUAUCAUUCAAAUUCUUUAACUUUUUAAAACUUUAUAAGCCGUGUUUUCCUUAUUUGUUUAGAUAUCUCUUACAAUUUUAUUUAAAUAUUCAAAAUCCUCAUUUACCAUGUAUUCAUUUAUUAAUUCAUUUAUUAAAAACAUUAGAAAUAUGUAAUUAUGCAUUUAAUGUAUUUAUAAGUGUUGUCGCUGGAAAACAAGCUCGUAAUGAAUUAUCAAAAAUGUUAUAUAAUAGUCUGAUAAAGCGUUUGUCUUGUCUCGUUUUCCGGCGACGAACUACUACUAUUAAAUCGGGACAAGAUUCUCAAAAAAAUCGACAUGGUGAACAACAUGAACAUUUUUUAGCUUCAUUUUCAUCUGACGAAAGAGAGAAAAAAUGA